Messenger RNA from Monascus purpureus, 1050 nucleotides. NCBI's taxonomy places the organism in Eukaryota, Fungi, Ascomycota, Eurotiomycetes, Eurotiales, Aspergillaceae. The record is from the annotation of a GenBank genome assembly.
AUGGACAUUAAUUAUAAGCUUGAUGUUUUAUCCACGAAUCUUCCCCAUGACUGUCUGCAGUGCGAGGUGGAGUUUCCGACGAACAGGGAGAAAGCUGACAAUCAUUCUUCUAUUCUGUUUGUCGAGGGCACAAACAUAGAGACAGCGAACCCUAUCCUUGAGCUGGAGGCGAGAAUGGUGUUCCCAGUUGAUGGGAAGAGUAAGAAGAACCAGAACUGUUUUGUAGGGAUGGUUCUGGUUCCCCAAUAUCGGGUUCCGUUUGCCGAUGUCCCAUCGUUCACGGGUGGUUUGCUGUCGAAUCGAGGCAUUGAAAUCAGUGAUACCUAUAAUUCGAACAUGAACAUGUACAACGGCGAUAAUUGGCAACCAGACGUGAAUUAUCUUGAUUCAACGUGGAACAUCAUCAAUGCCCUUCGCGCUUGGGGUGGCACCGCGCCCCCCCGUUCUGAUAGAGGCUGGCGGUUGGGUUCACAGCAUAAUCCAACCUCCCACGAGCCCGAAGUGGAGGAAGCCGACACUGACCAUGGCUAUGACGCUGAUUCAGAGGAAACUGAAGCUGAAGCGGACGCACAGCGCCACGCCAAUGCCUCGCAGGCAGACCCAGUCGAUCCUAGUACUUCUGACGAGGAUUCCGACAGCAGCUCAGACGACUCAAUCGCCGACUCGGGGGCAAACGAAAAUGCAGACCCGUUAUUCCGCUGGCCAGGGCCACCUCUGAUCCCCUCGGACUCCAGCUCAGAAAUGGGACUCGUCCGCACUCCGCCCAUCCGUACCGCGAGCCCAAUAAUGAUGGGCAUUCCCGCUGUACCAGUGGAGCCAGAGAUGCCUUAUUUCGUCGACGUUGUCAACAGGCAAACUGAGACUUCUGCCUCGGACACCGAGAAGGAUACAGAUACCGAUGGCGAUGGUGAUCGUCAACCCCUCCAAUCUCCUCUACUUCCCCGUCGGGUUAAUAAUGUACUGGAGGUUCUGUUUCCAGAACAUCGAUACCCGGGUUUGCGAGUUUAUAUUGGUCUUUUCUGUCGGACGUUGCAGCGGCUUCUUGGAUAA